Lacerta agilis (Sand lizard) is the source of this 486-nucleotide messenger RNA. Its product is annotated as sperm acrosome membrane-associated protein 4-like. The record is from RefSeq and is a predicted model, not a curated record. Lineage: Eukaryota; Metazoa; Chordata; Lepidosauria; Squamata; Lacertidae. The transcript has a single exon. The coding region runs from base 76 to 450 and encodes 124 amino acids.
AGGAUUUUAGGAGGUCACGAGCAUCUUCUUUUCUGUUACUUAGGAAAGAACUCUCUUUUUCUCAAGCGGCAAGUGAUGAAGCAUCCUGUGCGCUUGGGCCUUAUAUACCUUCUGGUCUGUGUGCUGCCCUCCGUAUUUUCCAAGGAAUGCUACUUUUGUGACAUCACAGCCUCAACCAAAUGCCCAGCCACCAAGAUGAGUUGUGCCGAAGAUGAAGACUGCUUUGUGGGUCAAGGAGCUGCUUUGGGGGUAUCACUGAUCCAAAACAAGGGUUGUACUCGCUCCAUCAACUGUGGCAAAGAGCAACCUGUUGCCCACAUGGGGGUAACCUACAGUUUGGUCACCAACUGCUGCCAGGGGAAUUUGUGCAAUGCAGCUCAGUUCCUGAAAGCUCCUCCUCUUCUCCUCCAGCUUGCCCUCCCCACUAUUCUUGUGCUGGGUCUCCUCUGACUUUGCAAGCAAUAAAAUCCUUCACACGCUUUUGAA